This is a messenger RNA of Drosophila persimilis, 1538 nucleotides long. RefSeq names its product mitochondrial dicarboxylate carrier (gene Dic1). Gene Ontology annotation, molecular function: antiporter activity; oxaloacetate transmembrane transporter activity; sulfate transmembrane transporter activity. The coding region runs from base 362 to 1210 and encodes 282 amino acids. The transcript has 3 exons. The record is from RefSeq and is a predicted model, not a curated record. NCBI's taxonomy places the organism in Eukaryota, Metazoa, Arthropoda, Insecta, Diptera, Drosophilidae. Gene Ontology annotation, biological process: succinate transmembrane transport; oxaloacetate transport; phosphate ion transmembrane transport.
CUCGACCGUUACGUUACGUAUACGUGCGCGCCUAGCCUCCAGCAGCAGAAGCAGAAGCAGAAGCAACCCUGACCAACCCCAGAACCCAGAACCCAGACCCCAGACCAGUUUUCGUGGACAGCAAUGACGUGCUGAGGUCGUCGCUCGCUCCCUCCCGGCUCGCUCUCGCGCUGCGCUCUCUUCAGCGUGUACUUGUGUAUUGGUGUGGCGUUGCCAAAAUAUAAACUUACUUAAAAGUCUUCUUAACGGAAAGCAGCAGCAGCAACAAAAGAAGGCAGCAGCAGAAACAAGAACGGCAGCGAACACACACGGCAGCAUUUCUCGUUCAAGCUAACAGUUUCGAAGUCCACACUCAGACGAAAUGACCACCAAGCAGAAGCAGUCGCGAUGGUACUUCGGCGGCCUGGCCAGCGCUGGCGCUGCCUGCUGCACCCAUCCCCUGGACCUCAUCAAGGUCACGCUGCAGACGCAGCAGGGCAAGCUGUCCGUGUUGCAGCUGGUCCCAAAGAUCAUCCGGGAGCAGGGCGUGCUCGCCUUUUACAGCGGACUCUCAGCCUCCAUGCUGCGGCAACUUACCUACUCCACGACGCGAUUCGGGGUCUACGAAGUGGGUAAGGAGUACAUCAAGACGGACACGUUCGCCGGCAAGAUUGCCCUGGCAGGUCUAUCGGGCCUGGCGGGCGGCAUUGUGGGCACACCCGCCGACAUGGUCAAUGUCCGGAUGCAGAACGAUGUGAAACUCCCACCUGAGCAGCGAAGAAACUACAAGAAUGCCGUCGAUGGCCUGAUCAAGGUGUACCGGCAGGAGGGAUUCGCACGCCUCUUUUCAGGCGCCACGACGGCGACGGGUCGCGGCAUCCUCAUGACCAUCGGGCAGAUCGCGUUCUACGACCAGACCAAGCUGUACCUGCUGGCGACGCCCUACUUCCAGGACAACCUGAUGACGCACUUCACCGCCUCCCUGGUGGCCGGCACCAUAGCCACGACCCUGACCCAGCCGCUGGACGUGCUGAAGACGCGCUCAAUGAACGCCAAGCCGGGCGAGUACAGCGGCCUGUGGGACAUCGUGCGGCACACGGCCAAGCUGGGACCGAUGGGCUUCUUCAAGGGCUACAUUCCGGCCUUCGUGCGUUUGGGCCCGCACACGGUGAUCACUUUCGUGUUCCUGGAGCAGCUGCGUCUCAACUUUGGCUACGUGAAGUCCAGCUAGCCGGGGCAGGGCCCCAAAUGGUUUCCUAUUAGGCAAUAAGCUGGCCAAGAGGUGUUCCCACUCCCCAUCGCAAUGCUAACAUUCCAGCUGCAUUACUUAACAACAUGAACGACACUUCACUACACUGCACUGCACUACAGUACAGAAAAUAAUUUAGUUUUAGCCAAAUGUUAACCGUUAAAGGAUGCUUUUAUUGUUGCAAAUCGAGUGUGUUUUAGCUUUGUAGGCCCAUCCACUGUCGCAACGGAGCUGCACUCGACGCGUCGUUGCGCAUACUUUAUCAUUGCCGUGCUAUUAGUAAUUAAAUAUACAUAUAAUUUGUUGUAAA